AUGGCCGCCCCAGACGGAGAUAAAUUACGCGACGUCGGUUUCCUCAAAACGGGGACUAAGGGCAGCGCCCAGGGGAACUUCGGGCUAAUGGACUUGGUGGCAGGUUUGCACUGGCUCAGGGAAAACCUUCCGGCCUUCGGUGGAGACCCCGAGAGAGUGACCUUAAUGGGUCACGGCACUGGGGCCGCCCUCGUCAACUUCAUAGCCGUAUCACCUGUUGCCAAAGAACUCUUACAUCGAGCCAUCCUGUUAAGCGGCUCCGGCCUUAGUCCUUGGGCCCUGCAACGUGAUCCACUCUUCGUCAAGAGGAGAGUUGCCGAACAAACUGGAUGUCAUGGGGACCUCGUCGAAGACGAUCUGGCGCCGUGCUUGAGACUGAAACCACUUAAUCAGUUACUAUCGGUUCAAGUGGAUGCUCCGAGAUUUCUGCCUGGAUUUGCUCCAUUUGUGGAUGGUACGAUACUAGUGAAUCCUGGUAUGAUGUCACAAUCAAAUAGUGGAGGUUCAUCCUCAUCCUCGUCAACGGUGGCAACAGCAGCAGGUUUCGAGCUUGCAGAUUUCGCUGAAUGUGAUCUUCUUUUUGGGCUGACGAGUACAGAGUCCUAUUUGGAUUUGAGCGCACAGGAUCUGGAAUUCGGGUUCAACGAGACUCGGCGCGAUCGCAUCCUGCGGACAUACGUUCGCAAUUCUUACUAUUACCAUCUGAACGAAAUCUUCUCGACGUUGAAGAACGAAUACACGGAUUGGGAAAAGCCGACACAAAAUCCUCUCAGCGUUCGGGACGCUACUUUGGAAGUGUUAAGUGAUGGUCACACAGCUGCACCGCUUAUAAGGAUCGGCUAUUUGCAUGCGCUCAGGGGAGGAAAAACGUUUUUCCUGCACUUUCAUCACCAAAGCGGAGAAAGGGAUUUUCCACUGAGAAGCGGUAGCGUGAGAGGCGAGGACGUUCCAUAUAUACUAGGACUGCCCUUGGUGGGCGGAGGAGUCUUCUUCCCACAUAACUACACCCACGGUGACAUUUCAAUUUCGCGCACUCUGCUUCAUUACAUCAGCAACUUCGUGCGGAAUGGGGAUCCGAAUGGCGCGGUUCCAACGAGUCCCGCUGGAUCCGAAGCCAAGAAGAGGACGGAGGACGACAUCGGAGCGCCUUUCUGGGACACGUACGACACCAUCAACCAGCUCUAUUUGGAAUUGGGAAAUAAAGCGGAAAUGAGGAAUCAUUAUAGGGGACAUAAAAUGUCCCUGUGGCUGAACCUAAUACCACAACUUCAUAGACCGGGCGAAGGCGACGACAUCUCUAUGAGGCAUCAUCACUUCCAAGAAGAAGGCGAUCAAUACUACGACGGCUACGUCCGACCGCAAACGAUGCAGAGGCCGACCCUGGUCCACGCAAUUGUUCCGCAACCUUCGACGACAACUCGGACCGCUCCAGCCACAACAACUCCAACACCUCCGCCACCCAAAUCAGACACUGCCCUUCAAGCCACAACAACCGAGUGUCCACCCAACAACACCUACGUUAAUCAACAUAAAAACAACAAUAAUAAUCUGUUGAGGAAACUAGCGUCCAGCCACUACCAGAGUUACACUACAGCUCUGACGGUCACCGUAGCCGUGGGAUGCUUCCUCUUAUUGCUGAAUAUAAUUAUCUUUGCUGGGAUCUACCAUCAGAAAGAUAGGGGUAAGAAGAAGAAAAGGAAGGAGGAGGCGGAGGCUGGUAGCUGCAGCUCUUCUUCAGCUGAUGCUUAUGAGAAAGGGAUGUACGAAGCUCGGCAGAGCAACUACGAUUACGAGUUGUCUCAUGGUAACACUUUCGAAUGCAAAACCAUGCCCAAUUUCAUAGGGGAGUACAGCUGCGAUAAGAGAUCAAUGGCGGAUGUCCAAAUGACGCAGCUUCCUUUACAGGAGUUUCAGUCAUCGCCACCUUCCGCUAUGAAGCGAAUGGAAUCGAAACCGCCCAUCUAUCCGGAUGUGACCACAACCACGACCAACCAAGACACUCAGACAACCACGAGUCCGAGCAUUCCGGACCCUCCGCCACCUCCAAAGAAUCAGCCCCCGACCAGCCAAGGUAUUCUCAGGCCGCACGGCGUGCCCACAACUCCAGGAACGAUGAAGAAGCGCGUCCAGAUACAGGAGAUAUCCGUUUGAGUGAAAUCAUAUCUAAUGGAAUUGCUCUGUGAUUGCUUACAUAGGAUUUGAAUUUAUUUAUUCCCGGUAAAUUAACAAAAGCUCCUAACGCACCACAAGAAACUCGUUUCCAAAGCAUCCGAAUAUCCAGAGAUUGGAAUGGUCGGAGCCUUGGGAGCAUAGCGAAUCGACAAAUAAAAGUAAUAUUAUAUUUUCAUUACAUUAAACGGAAUUGAAAAGUUACGUUUGCAGCAACUUGCCUCUAUCCUACAUGCACUUUUUUGUUGUUGCAAAAAGCAUUCUUUGCGCCGCAUCAAAACACGUUCCUUUCGAUGCUUUUAGUUAAUUUCGUUUUACGCCCACGAAAUGAUUCAUAUCCAACCACCGACCAAAGGAAACCAAAUACUACUUUCAAAAUGGUUUUUACACAUGGGACACAAUUUAUUACUUUAAGUAGUUUCAUAAGUCAAUUACUUCACGG
Messenger RNA from Nicrophorus vespilloides, 2611 nucleotides. Its product is annotated as neuroligin-1-like. The transcript is spliced from 8 exons. NCBI's taxonomy places the organism in Eukaryota, Metazoa, Arthropoda, Insecta, Coleoptera, Silphidae. The coding region runs from base 1 to 2151 and encodes 716 amino acids. The record is from RefSeq and is a predicted model, not a curated record. Gene Ontology annotation, cellular component: cell surface; synapse; postsynaptic membrane. Gene Ontology annotation, molecular function: signaling receptor activity; neurexin family protein binding. Gene Ontology annotation, biological process: chemical synaptic transmission; postsynaptic membrane assembly; neuron cell-cell adhesion.